Molecule: messenger RNA, 1339 nt
Organism: Punica granatum (pomegranate)
Lineage: Eukaryota; Viridiplantae; Streptophyta; Magnoliopsida; Myrtales; Lythraceae
Source: RefSeq, a predicted model, not a curated record
UAGCGUCGAUAAUCGGCGGGGAGAUCUACCGAAGUUGGCGCCUACCCACGAUAUAUUUAUAUCUAUGCGUGUAGUGUGUGUGUGUGUGUAUAUAUAUACACAUCUGGCCUCAAUCAAUUUCUCCAGCAAACAAAACUCCUCUCCUCUCCUGUCAACGAAAUAUUCAGUCCCAGCUGAGAUUCCUUCACUUCAUCCAUCCUCUUGCUUGCUUGCUUGCCCCCAUCAGCCAUCACCGUCAGUCUUCCAGCUUUGCUGAAAAAGCAUCUUAAAAGUUCUCAUAUUUUCGAUCUCCAGCAGCUCCCACUUGCUCCCUCCAGAGGAUUCCCUAAUCACUGCCCCCUGCCCCUGCCCCUGCCUCGCCAUUCCAAUCGCAAUGUCAAUGCGCCGGCGGACCUUGCUCAAGGUCAUCGUUCUCGGCGACAGCGGGGUUGGGAAGACGUCGCUCAUGAACCAAUACGUGCAUAAGAAGUUUAGUCAGCAGUACAAGGCAACUAUUGGUGCUGAUUUUGUCACUAAAGAACUCCAGAUCGAUGAUAAACUCGUCACCCUCCAGAUAUGGGACACAGCUGGGCAAGAAAGAUUUCAGAGCCUGGGGGUGGCUUUCUACCGUGGAGCAGAUUGCUGUGUUCUCGUCUACGAUGUUAAUGUGAUGAAAUCCUUUGACACUCUUGACAACUGGCAUGAGGAGUUUCUCAAACAGGCAAACCCAGCUGAUCCAAGGGCGUUUCCUUUCAUCUUACUCGGAAAUAAGAUUGACAUUGAUGGUGGGAACAGUCGAGUGGUUUCUGAGAAGAAAGCUCGUGAAUGGUGUGCUUCUAAGGGGAACAUACCUUACUUUGAGACAUCUGCAAAGGAGGACUACAAUGUGGAUGCUGCAUUCCUGUGCAUUGCCAAAGCUGCUCUAGCUAAUGAGCACGAACAAGACAUAUAUUUCCAAGGCAUCCCCGAGGCUGUUUCGGAGUCCGAGCAAAGAGGUGGAUGUGCUUGCUGAAUUGGAAUGCUCGCAGCAUCCUUCAUCUCCUUUCUCUUUCAAUUUAUUUUAUUUUAUUUUAUUUUAUUUCCUUUCCGGGAUGCGAUUUCUCCGAAUUUAUAGUCCAUCUUUCCAUGCUGUCAAUUCCGAGUGUUUUUGCAGUCGAGCUAGGUAGCUAGUUUUUGCAACGGGUAAAAAUUAGUAAAAAAAAUGAUGAUGCCCAAAGAAUUUUCUCAUCAGGCAUUUCUCUUUUUUAUAUUGUUUACUUAAAAAAAAAAAAUUGGCGAGGAUGUGUAAACUUGCGACUUUUGCAUACUUUGAAUGUCAAAUAUAUUCUUUUGGGGCUGUGGAAAGGUCAGUAGAGUGAAA